Molecule: messenger RNA, 957 nt
Organism: Triticum aestivum (bread wheat)
Lineage: Eukaryota; Viridiplantae; Streptophyta; Magnoliopsida; Poales; Poaceae
Product: superoxide dismutase [Cu-Zn] 4A
Exons: 8
Coding region: 218-676 (152 amino acids)
Biological process (GO): superoxide metabolic process
Molecular function (GO): copper ion binding
Source: RefSeq, a predicted model, not a curated record
UGAAGGAAAGCAGCCAGCGCGUCAGUCCACCACCACCUCUGCCACCGGCUCUGCUGUAUUUAAGCUAGCCGCCGGCCCUCGGUUCGCGAGUCUUCUGCAGAGCAUCAUCCCAUCCCCCAAGUCAUAAACCCAAGUCGGACUCGCCUUCCUCCUCCCCAACUACUCCUCUCCUCCGCGCAUCGCAUCGCACCGGGGGUCACCUGAGAUCACAUACACAAUGGUGAAGGCUGUGGCUGUGCUUACCGGCAGUGAGGGUGUCAAGGGCACCAUCUUCUUCACCCAGGAGGGAGAUGGCCCGACCACCGUGACGGGAAGCGUCACUGGACUCAAGGAAGGGCUCCACGGCUUCCACGUGCACGCUCUUGGUGACACCACCAACGGCUGCAUGUCAACUGGACCACACUUCAACCCUGCUGGUCAUGUGCAUGGGGCACCAGAAGAUGAAAUCCGCCAUGCUGGUGAUCUUGGAAAUGUGACAGCUGGAGCGGAUGGUGUUGCUAACAUCAAUGUUACUGACUGCCAUAUCCCCCUUACUGGACCAAAUUCAAUUGUUGGCCGUGCUGUUGUCGUCCACGGUGACGCUGAUGAUCUUGGCAAGGGUGGACAUGAGCUUAGCAAGAGCACUGGAAACGCUGGUGCGCGUGUUGCUUGCGGAAUCAUCGGGCUCCAGGGCUAAGAUGUCAUCUCCACCGGCCAACGUCGUACAGAUCUGGGAACCUUUUCAGAAUGCAGAUUUGCAAUCUCUAUUCUAAAUAAGCACAUGAUCUUUGAUCACUUGUUAGUGUGCACCAUUCGUGUGAAUUCCUAUGUGCUACUCUGAACUUUAUCACUGUCAUUUGGCUUUCGAGUUGCGUGACUGGAACGGUUCUGUCAUGUGCUUGUGGAUCUGUUGUUCUUUAAGCCGCUACCAGCUCUGGACAUAUUUACAGAAAACGAGAGAGAUUUCAGAUUUCAUCA